UCCUUGCCUCGACAUGUGAGACAAUCUCCAAAAAUCACACACACAGACUCUCUCUCUCUCUCUCUCUCUGCUUUUCCCAUUUCUUCAUCAAAGAGAAACCCCCAAGAAAGAUACCCCCUUCUCAUUUUCCAUUUCCGUUUGGAUCCCAGUUAUGAGCAACGAAUAUGAUUAUCUGUUUAAGCUUUUGCUAAUCGGAGACUCAUCUGUUGGGAAAUCGUGUCUGCUUCUCAGAUUUGCUGAUGACUCUUAUGUAGACAGCUAUAUCAGUACCAUUGGUGUUGAUUUUAAAAUCAGGACUGUGGAGCAGGAUGGAAAGACAAGCAAGCUGCAGAUUUGGGAUACAGCUGGACAGGAGCGCUUCCGGACCAUAACAAGCAGUUAUUAUCGAGGAGCACAUGGGAUAAUCAUAGUCUAUGAUGUUACCGAGAUGGAGAGCUUCAACAAUGUCAAGCAGUGGUUGAAUGAGAUUGAUAGAUAUGCAAAUGAUAGUGUCUGCAAACUUUUAGUUGGAAAUAAGUGUGAUCUAGUUGAGAACAAGGUUGUGGACACACAAACAGCAAAGGCGUUUGCAGAUGAGCUUGGCAUUCCUUUCCUAGAGACAAGUGCUAAAGACUCGAUAAAUGUGGAGCAAGCAUUCUUAACCAUGGCUGGUGAAAUUAAGAAAAAGAUGAAUAACCAGCCAACUGCUAACAAUUCAACAGGAACUGUUCAGAUGAAGGGGCAGCCAAUCGAGCAGAAGAACAACUGUUGCGGUUAGCUAUUCGCGAGUACUUUUAAUGGUGUCCCAAGGUUUUUAGGCAAAAACAUGCUGUUGACUUGGUAAUCAUAUGGAUCUCCCAGAAACUGCCAGUUAUGAUGUGCUUGAAGUUGUCUGUCUGUGAAAAUUCUGAAGUUUUAUCAAAGGGAUCUGGAUUCUAUUGAAAUGUAACCGAGAUGUUAAAUAUCUGAAAAAAGGCAACUGUUUAUCUAUCAGAAACAGGAAAGUGACUGCAAGGGAACGAAUGACAUGCAAAUUGGUUGGGAGAAAUCUCAAGCAGUGUAAAUGGUAUUUAUUCAAAUGCAAUUACAUGUAUCUUAUCAA
Molecule: messenger RNA, 1081 nt
Organism: Populus nigra (black poplar)
Lineage: Eukaryota; Viridiplantae; Streptophyta; Magnoliopsida; Malpighiales; Salicaceae
Product: ras-related protein RABD1-like
Exons: 8
Coding region: 152-757 (201 amino acids)
Molecular function (GO): GTP binding; GTPase activity
Source: RefSeq, a predicted model, not a curated record